AUUGUUUAAAUAUACAUGUAUUUUUAACCGCAUCGUCAGGUUAAAUACAUUUUUAACGCAUUAAAAAUUAAAAAAGAAACGAAUUGGUUCAGUUAUCUUUAGUAAUGUUUCCACUUAGUCGGCCGCACGUGUGCGAGUAAAAUUUUACUGAUUUCAGAACGUUUUGAAGCGUGUGUGUUGUGCUCACGAGCUCCGUGGGUUAUGCCGGGUGAGACGCUUCUGAUUGAAUCAUCUAAUAUAUCUCUGUAUAUUAACAAUAGUGCUAAUAGUGCUAAAGAAUACAGUACAAAAAUAUAGUCAACACAUUUAAUGAAUGCAAAUGUGUACACCGGAUGUGCACGUAAACGAAAUAUAACAUAAUUUGAGGUUAGGUUACGUUGUGCUCCCUCUACUGAGAAGUAAAUUAAUAUCGAAAUGGACGCGGAUUUGUACGACGAGUUUGGAAAUUACAUUGGCCCUGAUCUGGCGUCGGAGAGCGAGGAUGAGAACGAAUACGGCAAUGUCGGCGACGACGCCGAGGAUAGAGAACGAUCCGACGAAGAGAUGGAAGAAGACAAGGAUGAGUCGCGGGAACAAGUGGAGCAAGGAUCUUCUAUGGCGGUUGUAUUGCACGAAGAUAAGCGAUAUUAUCCCAGUGCGUUAGAGGUGUAUGGACCUGAGGUAGAAACGCUUGUGCAAGAAGAAGAUGCCCAACCAUUAGAUAAACCACUAAUAGCACCUACUAGGAAAGCAAAGUUUCAAAUAAAACAGCAACAGCUGCCUGAAACCACAUAUAGCAUUGAGUUUUUGGCUGAUAUGAUGGACGCACCACAUCUUAUUAGAAAUGUAGUUUUGCUAGGACAUCUUCACCAUGGGAAAACUACCUUGGUCGAUUGUUUGGUACAACAAACGCAUCCUUAUUUGCACUGCAUAACGGACGAGAAACCAUUGAGAUAUACGGACACAUUGUUUACCGAGCAACAAAGAGGGGUCUCUACGAAAGCCACUCCUGUCACUCUCUUGCUACAAGAUGUUAAAUCUAAAUCGUAUCUCAUAAAUAUAUUUGAUACACCGGGCCACGUGAAUUUCUCUGACGAAGCGACAGCUGCGAUCCGACUGUCGGAUGGCGCAGUCUUGAUCGUUGACGCGGCGGAGGGUGUGAUGCUCAACACCGAGCGUCUGCUGAAGCACGCGAUUCAGGAAAAGCUCGCUUUGACAGUUUGUAUAAACAAGAUAGACCGUUUGGUACUGGAGUUGAAACUACCACCCUUGGAUGCUUAUUACAAACUGCGGCACAUCAUCGAAGAGAUCAACGGGCUAAUAUCUUUGCACUCUUCGGAUACCGACAAUCCUGGCUUCGUUUCGCCCGCCGUAGGAAAUGUUUGUUUCGCUAGUUCUGAAUAUAGCGUGUGCUUUACUUUAAAAUCGUUUGCCGCGCUCUACGCCAGAAAUUAUCCUGGACUUAAUGCCACCGAGUUCGCCAAGCGACUCUGGGGUGAUAUUUAUUUCAACCCUAAAACGCGCAAGUUCACUAAAAAACCACCGCAUAAUACUGCGCAGCGAAGUUUUAUUGAAUUUAUUCUGGAACCUCUGUAUAAAAUAUUCGCGCAAGUUGUCGGCGAUGUAGACACAACGUUACCCGAUGUUCUGGACGAACUCGGUAUACGAUUAACAUCCGAGGAGAUGAAAAUGAAUAUACGACCGUUGCUAAGACUUGUCUGCACGAGAUUCUUGGGAGAUAUGUGCGGAUUAGUGGACAUGUGUGUCACUCAUGUACCAAGCCCGCAAGCACAUGCGCCUACUAAAGUACAGCACGUCUAUACCGGCCCGAUAGAUUCGCCUCUCGCGCAAGACAUGGUUAAUUGCGAUCCUGACGGGCGACUAAUGAUUCAUAGUACAAAGAUGUAUCCAACCGAGGAUUGUACCCUAUUCGUGGUGCUUGGCAGAGUAAUGUCCGGUACAUUGGAAGCAGGACAACGCGUUCGCGUGUUAGGUGAAGCGUAUUCACGCACAGAUGAGGAGGAUUCACGCGUUCUCACGGUGGGCAGGUUGUGGAUUAGCGAGGCGCGUUACUCGAUCGAAUUGAGUCGCGUGCCUGCAGGCAACUGGGUCCUCAUAGAGGGUAUCGAUCGGCCGAUCGUCAAGACUAGCACCAUCACCGAUCUUAACAACUCGGAAGAGCUGCACAUCUUUCGGCCACUCAAGUUUAAUACGCAGAGCGUUAUCAAAAUUGCCGUCGAACCAGUCAAUCCAUCCGAGUUGCCCAAGAUGCUGGACGGUUUACGAAAGGUAAACAAGAGCUAUCCGCUGUUGGGCACGCGAGUGGAGGAGAGCGGCGAGCAUGUUGUGCUCGGAACCGGCGAACUUUACCUCGACUGCGCAAUGCACGAUCUGCGUCGUAUGUAUUCCGAGAUCGACAUAAAGGUGGCCGAUCCGGUGGUCGCCUUUGCGGAAACUGUCGUGGAAACCAGUUCCCUCAAAUGCUUUGCCGAAACGCCGAAUAAACGGAAUAAGUUGACAAUGAUAGCGGAACCGCUCGAGAGGGGACUCGCCGAAGACAUAGAAGCCGAACACGUUCGCAUUACUUGGAACAAAAAAAGACUCGGAGAGUUUUUCCAAACAAAAUACGAUUGGGAUUUAUUAGCGGCGCGAAGCAUAUGGGCGUUCGGUCCUGACUCUACGGGACCCAACAUUUUAGUGGACGACACUUUACCUUCCGAAGUAGAUAAAACAUUGUUAAACAGCGCCCGCGAUGCUAUCAUCCAAGGCUUUCAAUGGGGAACUCGCGAAGGUCCGUUGUGUGAAGAGCCAAUCCGGAACGUCAAGUUUAAAAUUCUUGAUGCAGUCAUCGCGCAGGAGCCGUUGCAUAGAGGGGGUGGCCAGAUCAUUCCUACCGCUCGACGUGUCGCGUAUUCCGCUUUCCUCAUGGCGAUUCCGCGACUGAUGGAGCCGUAUCUGUUUGUCGAGGUACAAGCGCCCGCGGACUGCGUGUCCGCAGUUUACACUGUUCUGGCAAAACGGCGAGGUCACGUGACACAGGACGCCCCGGUUCCGGGCAGUCCGUUGUACACGAUCAAGGCCUUCAUACCAGCGAUCGACAGUUUCGGCUUCGAGACGGAUCUACGAACGCAUACCCAAGGUCAAGCAUUUUGCCUCUCCGUUUUUCAUCAUUGGCAAAUCGUGCCCGGGGAUCCUCUGGACAAGAGCAUCACCAUCAGACCGUUGGAGCCGCAGCCGGCCACCCAUCUGGCCAGAGAGUUUAUGUUGAAGACGCGAAGACGCAAGGGACUGUCCGAGGACGUGUCCAUCAACAAAUUCUUCGAUGAUCCUAUGCUGCUCGAAUUGGCUCGGCAGGAUGUGCUACUAAAUUAUCCCCUCUAAUUUUAUGUAUACAUAGUAUGCGAUUUCUUAUUUAACCACUUUUAAAUGAUUGAAAUGAUAGUACAUGUUGCAAUAAAGUGAUAUGCGAUGUAAUUAUUUUAACACGAGUCAAGAUAACUAACCUAACGUCUGUGUUUUUGCCCAUUUAGACGCAUUUACUUUAAGACGAACGUUACUUUAAGAAGAACGAACUAAAAUCGAACGUUAAAAAGCUUUCGAUAACGAUAACAUAUCUUACACGUUAUCUUGUAUGUCAUUGCAUACAUUACAUAUAAAGUGACUUGUAUCUCGCACGACUUCGAAUAUUAAUUUCAUAUUUCUUCCCAUUGAAAUGUGAUAUUUCUCUAAUAAAACAAAAAUUAUUACCGAUAUAACUUAAUAAUUUCAUUGCUUGUUGUCGGAAAAUAUAGGAGAAAAGCUAUUUAAGGAUAGCCCUUAGGAUUAGAAAACUCACGGAAUCCUCAAGGAAUAGAAGCUUUAAUACAAGUUUUUGGAGAGUAUUUUAAAUGCUGUUAUUACUGUUUCGGUUAUUUGACAAUAUAAAACCUGAUCUACAAUGUUCUCUAUACGUCUAGAAACAUUCUACUUUGUAGUCAAUAAAUACGUUUAAAAAAUGUAUGCAAGAUGAUAUUGCAUAUUAUACUUUGUACAAUCGUAUAUCGCCGACAAUUUUUUAAAUAAAAUAGAACGUUUCUAGAUGCAAAAAGCACAUUGUAGAUUAGGCUUAACUCUAAAAAUUCCUUAGAAUUCGCAUGUUUAACCUUGGUCGAACAUUGAAUCCAACCACUUUGCGCUUAAAUUUCUUCAAGCGCUGAAUUUCGAAAUUUCUCUUGUCGAGGAAAUAUACGGGACGAGGACCGAAAUCGAAUCCUACCAUUACUAAUCACCCGUGUUAACACAGAGCUACACGCGUCAUCCCUUGUAAUACAACCUUGCUCUUUUAGAGGUUAACGUUCGAUUUUCGUUUUAAAGUAAAUGCGGCUAAAUGGGCAAAAAUAGACGUUACCCCGACUCGUGCUAAAAUAAUUACAUCGGAUAUCGCUUUAUUGCAACAUAUACUGUCGUUUCAAUCAUUUAAAGUGGCGAAACGAGGAAUAUAAUUGCAUACUAUAAUAUAUUAUCGAGUAUUCACAAUUUUUCUUGCGAAACCUAUUUUUGAGUUAAUCGCAAUUUAUCUCUAAAUUAUUUGAAAAAAUGAGCCUUUAUCUUGAAAAUCUCUGAUUAACAAUAAUAUUUUCUUAAGAAUAAUGUUUCGAAUAGCUUAUUAUACAGGAAUAUCGGUAUACUUAUCACAAAAUUGUCACAUGUGCGCUUGAUAAUAAAAUAUCUAUUUCUCUGUCC
Vollenhovia emeryi is the source of this 4701-nucleotide messenger RNA. RefSeq names its product 116 kDa U5 small nuclear ribonucleoprotein component. The transcript has 8 exons. Gene Ontology annotation, cellular component: U4/U6 x U5 tri-snRNP complex; U2-type catalytic step 2 spliceosome; cytosol. Gene Ontology annotation, biological process: mRNA splicing, via spliceosome. NCBI's taxonomy places the organism in Eukaryota, Metazoa, Arthropoda, Insecta, Hymenoptera, Formicidae. The coding region runs from base 415 to 3360 and encodes 981 amino acids. Gene Ontology annotation, molecular function: U5 snRNA binding; translation elongation factor activity; GTP binding. The record is from RefSeq and is a predicted model, not a curated record.